Haemonchus placei is the source of this 654-nucleotide messenger RNA. The record is from the annotation of a GenBank genome assembly. NCBI's taxonomy places the organism in Eukaryota, Metazoa, Nematoda, Chromadorea, Rhabditida, Trichostrongylidae.
AUGGCGAACACGGGUCAUACCAAUACGGAACAAAGAAAAUUGUCGAAUCUGUCGGAUAUUGAACUGGUUCGAGGUGUAGUGAUUGGCGAUGACGAAUCCGUCAUAACGAUGAUGAUGGAAAAGUAUGCUGAGUUCAAUGGACUGCCAUACAAUGACCAGAAAAAAGAGCUUAUAACGGCAUUCAAUGGUCGGAAAUGCAUUUUCAAAGCCGUUUCCAUGGAGCAUACGGAUCGAGGUUUCGAUGAUCCUCAUGUGUUCUUGCUCUGUUUGUCAGUAGCAAGGCAAACAAGUGCAGAGGAAACAGUUCAACUGAUCUUCAACACAUUGGUGGAACGUAUUCGUGGGGUACCGUACGUUCUCGUCGGAACUCAAAUCGACAAACGUCUAUCAAUGCUGAUCGAGAACUAUGGCUGUGGUCAGAUGAAGUAUCUACCAAUGCCUAUGAACAAAGCAGAAUCGUACGCAAAACGAAUUGGUGCUAGCAAAUACCUAGAGUGCUCCGAGGUUACAGGAGAAGGCAUAGACGAAGUCUUCGAGGAGGCGUUUGAAAUCGGUCACAAUUAUGCUCUCGAACAACUACGUGGCUAUCGACGAAAAAUGUCCGCAGCAGCUCAAAUUCCAAAGGAUCGGAAAUUAAGCUGUAUCACGCAGUAG